AUGGUCGGAAUUGAACUUGUGGAGCCCGCACACAUUCCUGUGAUUGACUUCCAAGCUCUCUCAGCUGGUACUCCACCAGAGCGUAAGGCUGCUCUGAAACAACUGGAUGAUGCAUUCCAGUCGGUUGGCCUUGUACAUCUUGCCAACCAUAGCAUCGGCCAAGACCUCAUAGAAGAGGCAUUUUCGUGGUCUAAACGCUUCUUUGAUCUACCGGAUGACGUGAAGGAACUAGUUCGUCACCCUCAUGACCCAUCCGACCAUCGUGGCUGGGCGGCUGCCGGUACCACCGUCUUAAGUCAAGGUGUUUGGGACCAAGCGGAUAUCGAGCGCAUACGUAAAACCGGCCCAGUGGAAACGAGGGAAGCCCUUGAAACAGGCGAUCCCUACCCGAGCAAGGCCCCAAACCCUGAGUUCACGCCAAAUCGAAUACUGCCUGAAGAAAUAUUUCCUGGCUUUGAGGCAUUCACUCAGAAGUGGUGGGAUGCAUGCAUAAAGCAGGAGCUGCAAAUUCUCCGGUGCCUCUGUGAAAUCCUUGAUAUUCCGGACAAGGAUCUUCUUGGGAAACAGCAAAACCCGGAUUUCAAUCGCAGUUCGACUGGUUGGAAUCAUUACCUAUCCGAACCCACUCGAUGCCUGACAAGUGGACAGUCCUCUCGUCUCAAUGCUCAUACGGAUUAUGGGCAAUUGACCUUACUAUUCCAAGAUACAACUGGUGGACUCGAGGUUGAGGAUGAAGAGGGCGGCACCUUUAGGCCUGUACUCCCUAGACCCGGUACAAUCAUUAUUCAGAUUGCCGAUAUGCUAGAGAGACAGUCUAAUGGGAAAUGGAAAAGCUCCUUGCAUCGGGUCACUACCCCCCAUCACCUGAAGCACAUUGAUGCAGGUGAUGGUAUGUUGAUUGAGCGAUAUUCGAUUGGCUUCUUCAUCCAGCCUGACUUUGACCUGGUUAUAAAACCUCUUCCGGGCUGUGAAGCCAAAGGAAGAUGGUCAUCGCUGGAGUGGGAGGAUGAAAUCACGGCCGGCGAGUGGCUGACCAGGAGAUUUGCCCUGGAAUAUCAACACAAGGAUUCAUCCAAGUCUGCAGCAUAGUGGAAGCUACAUGAUUUCAGUUAAAACUCGGUUUAGGUGCUUUCUGUUGACAAGGUGUUUUCUGCUUUGAGAAGUGAAUCCAACGAUUUGAAUUCACCAAACCCCAUAAUAUACAACCGCUAUUGUGUAGUCAGAUAGCGCCCACGAUCUUGUCAUAAAUGGUUCGUC
Molecule: messenger RNA, 1257 nt
Organism: Aspergillus versicolor CBS 583.65
Lineage: Eukaryota; Fungi; Ascomycota; Eurotiomycetes; Eurotiales; Aspergillaceae
Product: isopenicillin N synthase family dioxygenase
Exons: 2
Coding region: 1-1089 (362 amino acids)
Molecular function (GO): dioxygenase activity
Source: RefSeq, a predicted model, not a curated record